AUGGCUCCGAGAAGUGCUUCAAGUGAUGCGGGCCACUAUGCCGGAGUGGCUUUUGCCACGACAUGCCCUUGCAGGACAGUGGCCGCCCCAUGGCCCCCAGAUAUCUUUGAGACAGGCCGUAUCCAAUUCGGCUCUUUCUUCACUGCCAUUUCUUGGGUCACUGGUGCUGUUGUCUACGGCUUUCCUGAAGGACGCAACCACCUCCAUGCCCAUGCCAGGACUGAGGCCAUUUUGGAUUUUGCUUUUCACAGAUUGGUCGCCCAGCCUGGUCCCAAGUUCUUUGCCGGUGAUUGGAAUUUUGCCUUGGAAUCUUUGGCUAUCACCGAGCAACUGCGAAGCAAGGGGUGGGUUGAAGUACAGGACCUUUGGUUUGCCCAAACAGGUCAGCGUCCAUUGAACACUUGCAAAGGUGCCACUCGCAAGGACUUCCUGUGGCUCUCUCCGGAGUUAGCUGUUGGAUUUCAUGCUUUGUUGGUUGACCACGAAGUUUUUGCUGAUCACUCUGUGCUGGUUGCGUCUUUUGCCUGCAAUGCUGCGCCUCUUGAACGGUUUGUGUGGCCAUGUCCUCAAGCAGUUUCUUGGCCCCAAGCAGCUGCUUUGCCAGCUGCCGUGGACUUUGCGGUGCCCUCUGACCCUACCCAGCAAUAUGCCCAACUCUGGAAGUCCAAAGAGGCCAAUGCUCAGCGUGCCAUGGGAAAGGACUGGCUUCCCUCUAUGGGAGGACGAGGUAGUCAGACAGCACCCAGACGAAUUGUUGGCAGCCAAGCUCCCAUCAAGCAGGGCCGGUCACAUGAUGUUCAACCAGGGUUCUUCGGUUUCUGUGCUCAGCAUGCCAAACAGUUCAAACAGCUCCGUCGGUUGCAGAACUACUGUCGUUGGAUUGGUCAAAGGUCUAACGGCUGUAUGACUGAUGGCUUGCAUGGAAUUGGACUUUGGAAUGCCAUCCUUCGAGCCCCUGGAUUUGGCUCAUCCUUCUCUGAGUGGUGGCUUCAUCGUGAGUAUGUGAGCCCGCUUGACCCACCUGUGGUGCCUGCCUUUUGUCCGGGUGAAGGCACUGCUAGGCAAAUCUUUGAUGCUGUCUUAGCUGAGGUCCGUCUGUUUGAACAGCGUUUGCAGCGAGCACGAGGGGCCCACCGUGUCUCUCAGCAUGACAGAGAUCGCAACCUGGUGUUCCGGGAUGUUGCCAGAUGCCCUCCUGAGCCUGUGGAAACUUUGUUGCAUCGUGUUGAUGUUGGGGUCGUCUGCGUGGACUUGGAUGAGAGUGCUGUUGAACUUGAUCGCCCGAUAUCCUUGUUGCCGGAUGAGCCACUUUGGAUUGCUGGCCAACAGUGUGAUGUGAUCCAUGCGGAACAUGACAAAGUGUGGAUUCAGGAUAUCUCGCAAGUCCAGGUUGCUGACAGGGUUGUUCAAACAAAGACCAUUGGAGACCUGCAAACCAUUUUUGAUGCCUUUCAUGAACAGUGGCAACUGAGGUGGUGUAAGCAUGACAAUGUUCCCUUCUCUCAUUGGACUGAGCUGCUGGAUUUUGCCAAGCGGGUCAUCCGACCACAUCCUGUUCCUCAUGUGUCUUUGGACUCUGUCUUGAUCCAGGCUGAAGCUGCCAGAAAGAAAAAGCGAGCCGCCACUGGACUUGAUGGCGUCAGCCGGCGCGAUAUCUUGCUGGCCGACCCAGCCACUCUAGCCAGCCUGGAAUCCAUGUAUCGCAGAGCUGAAGUAACAGGUGAGUGGCCGUCACAGCUUGUGGCGGGAAAGGUCCACUCGUUGGCCAAAACAGAAGCGGCAUCAGCCGUAGGCGAUUAUCGCCCUAUCACCAUUUUUGGACUUGCCUAUCGCAUUUGGAGCAGUGUGCAAUCCCGUCAUUUGCUGCGUGCUGCUGAGACAUGGGUGGAUGACAGUGUUUUUGGAAACCGCUGUGGGAGACAGGCAGCCAACCUCUGGAGCCAGUUGCUCCAGCUGAUCGAAGAAGCCUAUGCAACGGCUACUCCCUUGGCUGGCAUUUCAGCUGACUUGGAAAAAUGCUUCAAUUGCAUUCCCCGUUACCCUGCUUUGUGCCUUGCGGUCCUUGUUGGUACUCCCAAUCAGGUCACCACAGCCUGGAGCGGUGCCCUUGCUCAUAUGUGUCGGCAUUUCAAAGUUCGAGAAUCCUUUUCACAGGGUUUUUUGACCAGCACUGGACUUGCAGAAGGGUGUGGCUUGAGUGUCUUUGGCAUGUUGUUGGUGGACCAUCUUUUUGCCUGUUGGAUGCGGUUUCAAGCCCCUGCUGUGCAGUGCCUGACGUAUGUUGACGAUUGGCAGUCCCUGACCCGUGACCCUGAUUUUGCUGUCCGCCAGCUUGCCUUGGUUGAGCGUUUUGCCGGCAUGUUGGACUUGACUGUUGACAGGAGAAAGACGUUUGGUUGGGCAACCUGUCCUGAACUCCGGCGCUCCAUGCGUACGUGUGGGAUUCCUGUUUUCCAUCAUGCCCGGGAACUUGGGGGACACUUUGGGGUAUCCAAACAGUACACCAAUCGUACUGUUGCUCAGAGGCUGGUGGACUUAGAUGACUUUUGGACCAAACUCAAAGCUUGCAAAGCACGCCACCAUGCAAAGACCUUUCUGUUGAGGGCUGUUGCUUGGCCACGUGGACUGCAUGCCAUUGUCAGUGCCCCCAUUGGAGAUCAGAUUUGGUUGGAUUUGAGGAGGAAAGCUGUGAAAGCCAUUGGUUGGCAGAGGCCGGGAGUCAACCCGUCUGUCCUCUUGGGCCUUGUUGAGUUUUCUGUUGACCCUCAGUUUGUGGCGUUGCUUUGGACCUUGCGGUCCUUGCGACUUCACUGCCCGAUUGACUUCUGGGUGGCGUCUGUUGCCCCGUUGGCGCAUGGUGACCUUGAUCUCCCUCCCAACUCCAUGGCAUCCAUUGCUUUGCAACGGGUUCAAGCGGCUGGUUUGUCUGUUACCCGUCAAGGAAUGUUGACUGAUCGGUUUGGGUCCUUCUGUCCUCAAUCGUGCAACAAUGCAGAGAUCGAGCUCCGUCUUGCUUGGGCUUGGACUUCCGUGGUUGCCCACAAGGUGUCUCACCGUGCUGAAUUUGAUGGACUUUGGCAAGCCGACUUGGCCACCACCCGAAAAGCCUUGCUGCAGCUCUCAGCGGAUGAUCAGGCAAUGUACCGGCUUGGGCUUGCAGGUGGACUUUUCACUGAACGGUACAAAUCCAAAUGGACAGAUCAGGCAGACAAAUGCAAGUGGUGCGGCGAGGUCGACACCCUCCACCAUAGAUAUUGGUCGUGCCCACAGCAUGCUGACUUACGUGCAUCCCUUGCGCCAGACGUGCCGGCACUGUUGGAUUGGAUUCCAGCUGCCCUCUCACUUCGAGGGUGGGCGUUGUUGCCACCUACUUGGUCAGAAUGGAUUCAACUCCUUGUGGAUUUGCCAGCUGAUGCUCCUCCUCCGGCCUUUGGAUUUCCGUCUGGGUCCUGGUCCGAUGUGUUCACUGAUGGCUCCUGUCUUUUCCAGGCGUCUCCGGCGCUCCGUUGUGCUGCUUGGUCUGCUACCUUGGUGCCUCCUUUUUGUGCUGGUUGGAGUCCGGGUGAUGUGCGCGUGUUGUGUGCCUCCUACCUUCCUGGUGUGUGCCAGACUGCCUAUCGUGCUGAGCUGUAUGCGGUGGCCUAUACUUUGCAUUGGGCAGCAGUGCAGAAUGCAGCAGUUCGAAUUUGGACAGACUGCAAAGGGGUGGUCUCGAAGUUCCACCUCCUUGUGCGUGGUGGCCAGAGGCUCAACAUGAAUCGCAGCAAUGCAGACUUGUGGUCCUGGAUUCUUCAAUCUGUGGACAAGCUGGGAAGCCAUCGUGUCGAUGUGGUCAAAGUUCGAGCACACCUUCACUUGCGAAGUGCUCUCACUAAGCAUGAAGCCUGGAUGAUUUUUCAUAAUCAGUAUGCUGACAAGGCGGCGAGGCUUGCCAAUCAGAUGCGCCCCCAGUCUUUCUGGACAAUAUGGGAGAGACAUGCCAGAGCAACUGCAACAGCAGAGCUUUUGUUUCAACAAGUGAAGAGUUUACACAUUGCAAUUGGGCGGAGACAGGUGCAGGACAGUGUCAAUUUGACCGCAGAUCCUGUCGUUGCACCUGCGCGCCAGACAAGGGAGUUUGUUCCAUGGUUUGUGCUGGGAAGCUGGCGGGGAGCUAUGUUGCCUCAGGCCGCCCGACUUUUUGGCACGGAGAUUGUGCGCAAGACUAUUUCAUGGUUUUUUGCUCGGCUUGCAUUGGGUCAGGGAGCACAACCGAUUUGGGUGUCGUUCACACAAUUGUACAUCGACUUCCAAUUGACGUGGGGCCACCCUGGACCCUUGAAGAUACAGCAGCGUUGGGUUGACAGUGAUCAGCGCCCUUAUCUUGAUGCAGGCGCCAUCUCAUUCAAGCUUCGAGUUCGUUGGUUUAGACAGCUGCUUAAAAAGGUGUGGCAAGAAGCUGGAGUGCGGCUGGGCCUUGACCAAUGUCGGCCCAGUUCAACUCAGUUGCAAGCAUUUUUACCAUCGGCUGCUGUCCCAUGGGACGCUCGAGCUCUGGACGAAACUGAGCAAUGGCUGGAAGAGACGCUUACGCGUCCUUGCGUACGCAAUGCAGAUGCCCUGCUUUGUUUGCCCCUGGCGGCGCAGAACCGCAACAUGCGGAUCACAAGGGUGCGCCUCGCUCCGCUACCUGAGCAG
Cladocopium goreaui is the source of this 4677-nucleotide messenger RNA. The record is from the annotation of a GenBank genome assembly. NCBI's taxonomy places the organism in Eukaryota, Dinophyceae, Suessiales, Symbiodiniaceae.